CCAUGACAAGAAUAUUAAAAUUGAUGCAUGGGACUGGAGUGUGAAUGAAGUAUUAGCAUUAGGUGUUCUUCUUCAUUAUUAUAAUAUUUCAUACUCUUAUUAUGAUGACCAAGGAGAAUUAGCUGAUUACCCUUAUAAGUUAGCUGAAUACCCUUAG
Molecule: messenger RNA, 157 nt
Organism: Funneliformis caledonium
Lineage: Eukaryota; Fungi; Glomeromycota; Glomeromycetes; Glomerales; Glomeraceae
Source: the annotation of a GenBank genome assembly